Messenger RNA from Annulohypoxylon truncatum, 2622 nucleotides. RefSeq names its product RNA polymerase I-specific transcription initiation factor RRN3. Gene Ontology annotation, cellular component: nucleus. Gene Ontology annotation, molecular function: RNA polymerase I general transcription initiation factor activity; RNA polymerase I core binding. The record is from RefSeq and is a predicted model, not a curated record. The coding region runs from base 100 to 2178 and encodes 692 amino acids. The transcript has a single exon. Gene Ontology annotation, biological process: transcription initiation at RNA polymerase I promoter. Lineage: Eukaryota; Fungi; Ascomycota; Sordariomycetes; Xylariales; Hypoxylaceae.
GAAUUACUGCAUAAGAGAUUCUUCAAGUAAUUGCAUACGGCAUACCUCCUAAUGAAAAUACAGGCUUAUAGAUACCUAUGUUUACCUGGCUAAAUCCUCAUGCCACCACCCGCUAUGACGAGCGCCACCCCGCAACUUACUCGAGCCACCGUGAAGGCUGCUACACCGCUUAAACCUAUCCUCAAAUCAUCAUCGGCCUUACUCGGCACUAGAAGAACCAGCGACGAUGCGGGGCUCGACGACGAUAACAUGGACUACCCGCAAAAUCCCCGUAAGCGCCAGAGAGUCGAGUUCGACCUACACAAUAUCGAGAUCCAUGAGAUUGGUGCACGAUCAGUCGAGGAGAUUAAACAAGAGAUCAAGAAAGCUUUGGAUCGCCAUGAUCAAGGUGACGAUGAGGACUACGAUAUGUUGAAGGAUACUCUAUCCGGAAAACAGAUAUCGUCGUAUGAUGACGAUGAAGACGAGGAUGUUGACCCUACUCUGCCAGCUAAGCGACGCCAGGAACUUAAGGUCUACCUCGUCUCACUUGCAAGCUUCUCUCCUCGCCUGGGAAGAUCAUGUGAUGGUCUGGUCAAGAGCGUCCUGCAAUGUCAAUGGCUUGGACGUGACGAACAAUUUGCCAAGAUCUACGUCCAGUUUCUCGCCGCCCUUGUUAGCGCGCAAGGCGCCCGUCUCACGCAAGUAUUAUCGUCCAUAGUGGAAAGAUUUACCGAUUCGCGACCCUCCGACUGGGCCGUGCCGAAUUACCCAACUGUUAGCAAAGAUGCUGUUAUGGAGAGGUUGCAUGUCGCCCUACGAUAUCUAUUGCAGCUAUUUCCUUCCACUAAGCCUGUUCUCGAACAUCUCAUGGGUACUAAAUACCCCUUCCACGACGAAUCUAAGCGAAUGCAUAUGGCCUACGUCGAUAAUCUCCUGAGAAUACGAUCGUACUCUCCUGAUCUUAGAGCGGAGAUAAUGGAUCUGAUUGUCAGUCGAUUGGUCAAGAUCGACGUAGAAAUGCAGAUGGACCUUGACGAUAUGGACGACAGGCUUGCCGCAAUGGUAGCCAUGGCUCUCAAGUCUUCCCGCGAGAACGGUAACCAGGAUGAAGAAGACUCGGAUGAGAGCGACGCCGAAUCAGUAGACAGCGACGAAUCUGAAGAGAAUGAGUACACGCGCGUUAAGACGGCAAAAGAGAACAUUGAGAAGAUGGAUUCUGUACUCGACACUCUCUUCGAUCUUUAUACGCCAAGCUUUGCCGAUCCCGAUUCGGAUGAGGCUUUGGAAGCUUUCGAGGAUCUUCUAUCCGAGUUCUCUAACCUCAUUCUGCCAACAAUUAAGUCCAGGCAUACCCAAUUUUUGAUCUUCCAUUUCGGCCAACGAUCAGAGAGGCUUAUGGACGCAUUCUGCGGCACUUGCAUCAAUAUUGCAUUCGAGUCACAACGCCCACUCAUCUUACAGCAGGCGGCAUCUUCUUAUUUGGCUAGUUUUGUUGCUCGAGGAGCGCAUGUGCCAGGCCAUAUCGUGGUCAAGAUUUUCGAAGUCCUCGGUUACCAUUUGGAUCAGAUGCGCUCGCUGUACGAAACUUCGUGUCGCGGACCGGACGUCCGUCGAUACGCGCCGUUCUAUGCAUUAAUGCAAGCUUUAUUAUACAUAUUUUGCUUCCGAUGGCAAGAUCUUAUCAAGUCGGUACCCGACGAAGUCGAUAAGGAUGACCUUUCGACAUAUCUAGAUCAGGAGAUUGAAUGGGAGGCGGAGAUUAAGGACAUCAUGAGGCGCAACAUCUAUUCGAAGCUCAACCCCCUCAAGAUCUGCUCGCCAGUUAUCGUCGAGCAGUUCGCGAAGCUAGCUCAUCGAUUCCGCUUCAUGUACGUAUAUCCGCUUAUCGAAUCGAACAAGCGCCUUCGCCUAUCGCAAUUCUCGUCCGGAGCAUACUCUAGUGGAGGUGGCCUACGAGAUAUGUCGUUCGACAUGAACGAUGAUAGUUGGCAGCAGCUAGGUUCUUUCUUCCCGUUCGAUCCGUAUCAAUUACCGGUGAGCAAGCGGUGGGUUGAGCAGGACUACCUGCAGUGGCAACCUAUUCCUGGACUCGACCAGGACGAACGAGACGAGGAUAGCGAUGACGAACAAGAGGAAGGAGAGGAGGAAGUCGAGGAGGAUACUGCCACAGAUGAUGAGGCUGGCGUGGAUGAGUAAAUAGCGGUUUCUGUAUAUUGUGACUGCAUUUGAUCGGCGUCGGCAUGGGGUUCGGUGGUCAAAAAGGAAGAUACCUGUAUUUACGGACGGCGCAUUGGGAGACAAGUGCAAUUGACUAAAUGAUAAUUCCUCAGGACCCUUUAUUUUGCUGUGUGCCAACCCCUUACUACCCCAGAGGUUGCUGUACGUUCUCGGCUGCGUCAACCCGCAGAUUAUGUACACCUAAUUAAGCGGUCUCUGUACAUGGAUGAAAAAUGUUUUUGUUUUACUUUUCGCAUUGCAUACAGCACUAUCCUUGCUUUGAAAUAACGCAGUCAUGUAAAGUGGUUUGAGUUGACGAACUUUGAAUGAAAGUUGAUCUGCGCAUAUCCAAAAAGGAGAGCCGGAUUCCAAAUCGUCGAUCUCCACCUCCUGGAUGCGGAAGAGCCCCACGUUGCUUACAUC